This is a messenger RNA of Myxozyma melibiosi, 2322 nucleotides long. RefSeq lists its product as uncharacterized. Bases 404 to 2119 code for a protein of 571 amino acids. NCBI's taxonomy places the organism in Eukaryota, Fungi, Ascomycota, Lipomycetes, Lipomycetales, Lipomycetaceae. The transcript has 2 exons. The record is from RefSeq and is a predicted model, not a curated record.
CACUUCACUAAUAUAUAAUGAGAUUAUAAUGAUACCUACCUAACGUCCAGUUAUAAAAUACAUCCACCAUCACUAUCGCUUAGGUACUCGCCACCGUGUUUUAUAACUGUGCUUCAGCCACCUGAUCUCGCUCGCCGAUCGAUCUCAGAUCUCUGCCCGCUCACCCGCUCAGUGACUCAACCGCUCACUGCUCCUUCCGGUCCGCCUGCGCCCGCGCUAACUUCCUUUCUUUCUCUCUUCUUUCCCGUUCUCUUGGUCCCGACCCACUCAUCGUCACGUGGAAUUACUCAGAGAUUAGUAAUAGGUUAUUAUGUCAGUGAUUAUCAAUAUAUCCUCACUAUUCUUCAUUAUAUGCAUCGAAUACUUAACUCAACACAUAUUAUCUUCGUAAAAGUUAUAAUCAAUGCAUAUCUCUACCAUGCAGACUCAACCCAUAUCUCACCUGCACUCAGCGCACCUCUGCAUCAACUCAACUGACGUGCCGCACAUCUCCCAACUUCACCACACCACCACCACCACACCUUCACCUUCACCACCACCACCCCCCACACGCACCACAAUGGCAGCAGGCGGUGCAAACGCCGCCAUCGCAGCCAUGAUGCGCAAAAAGCUAGGCGCGUCCGAAGAAAUCGAUAUCGCAUUCACUUCCGCCAUCGUCUCCGGUUCUGCUCCCCCAAGGCCCAGAUCUCUCAAUGCUAAGAGCUCUGAGAAUGAUGCGGACGACGCUGAGAAGCCUGGUAAAAAGCUCACUCAUAUGACGAAAGGCCGCGCAAGAGGUCCGAAGCGCAGACUGCCCAAAGCUGCAACCCUCCCUCUCGACACCUCCUCCUCCACCCCGUCUUCUCUCAAAUCCUCAUCAAAGCCCCCUCCUGUGAACAAAGACGAAUCACUCAAGAAAUCAAAUUCUUUCCCGGUCGCAUCAAUCUCCGACCGCCUCGCCAUCUUCAACAACAAUGACUCCUCCGCUCGCAAUCAGUCGACAUCUGCAUCUUCACCUGCUGCCGCCAAAAAGCCACCCCCGCCUCCCGCGAAACCAACCUUCGUCACAAUCAAACCCGGAAUGCGCAAGCCGUCUCUCUUCGACCGCGUCGACUUUGCAGACGACUCUCGGCUCUCUUCCUCGUCCUCUUCCUCGCAUGCACCAGCGCCAAAGGUGCCCCUCAAACCUUCCAAACCGGUACCCAUGUUCAAAUCAAUCCGGCCUGAAAAAGAAGAGCCAAGCUCGUUCUCUGCUACCUUCACCUCAACCACAAUCAUGACCUUCACCACAACCACCUCCAUCGACGAAACCAGCAAACCGAAACCGAAACCAUCUCUCUCCGAAAAACCAUCAAUCACUCGCCCAUCUCAACCGUCCUCAUCAAUCAAAUCCAUCAAAUCCCAAUACGAGCAACGAGACUCCUCCUCUCCCCCCUCCUCCCCGGCCAAACCACAACUACACGCCAAACCCGCUCUGCCGCCGAAAUCCCACAUCUUGCACUCCAGAUCAAAAAGCUUCAACGGCACCGCAAACAUCGGCCUCGUCAGCGUCGAAAAGCCAAAGAGCUCGAACACCACUACAUCUUCCUCGACCGAAACACGAUCCCCUCCGCCGGUGCUUCCAAAGAAGCCUGCCCUUGCUUCGAAACCAGCGCUGCAGUUGCCGCCAAAACCUGCCCUCAAGUUUGCAAAGUCCCCUGCAACAUCUACAGGCGCAGACACUGUUUUCGGAGUGAAGAAAGCGCAUGUGCAGGAAUCCCCCAAAGCCAGCGUGAAGCCAUUCUUUUCGGGCAAAGUGUACGAUGACAUCGCAAGAAAAGCCGUCCCCUCUCCGGCGCGAAAAGUCUCCAUCUCCACAUCGACAGAAGACACAUCGAAACCGAAACUAACCCCAAAGCCAAAGCCGGUACUCACACCAAAGCCGAGCCCGAAACCAAAGCUCGCGGCCGAACCUGACAUUAUGUUGCUAUUCAACCGGUCGCAACCCGAGUCUUCGCCUUCGUCCUCUCCUUCUUCACGCAAAGGAGCUGCUGGGUCUGCAUCUUCAUCCGGUGGCUCAGUUAGGGAGGCGGCGAUGAGGUGGGCUAUGCAGUCCGGCUCUUCAUCUGGAGGCAGUGCGGGAGGUAGAGUUUUUGCGUGAUUACAGUGCUAUUCCUUUUGUCUCUGUCUGGUUUAUAGACGUCUUGUUUCUUGUAUCUCUCAUCUUUCAUUUUGAGUUGUUUCUAGAUGAGUUAUGUCUCAUCAUAAUGUCUAAUUCCAUUACAUCUCUCCCUUCCCUCCUCUUCCCCUCCCUCCUUACUUUCUUAUCAGCAUUUAAACAAUCAGUUUCCUCCUGAAUUUCCU